AUGCCACCCAACAAUGCUCCAGCACUCACCGCGCUUAUUGAUCGUUGGAGGCCGGAGACACACACUUUCCAUCUUCGGACCGGGGAGAUGACCUUGACGCUCCAGGAUAUAGAUAUGAUCACUGGUCUUCCUAUCAAUGGGAAACCUCUAUGUAUGAGCACCGAUUCUGAUGGGUGGCGCGAUCAAAUGCUUGCCCUUAUCGGUAUGGUUCCUCCGGAGCCGCGGGAACUAGAAGUAGAAGGCAAGAAGAAGGAAAGAGUCGCAGAGUAUGUUUGCUGA
Molecule: messenger RNA, 279 nt
Organism: Triticum turgidum subsp. durum (durum wheat)
Lineage: Eukaryota; Viridiplantae; Streptophyta; Magnoliopsida; Poales; Poaceae
Source: the annotation of a GenBank genome assembly